This is a messenger RNA of Drosophila ficusphila, 2205 nucleotides long. Its product is annotated as long-chain-fatty-acid--CoA ligase heimdall. Gene Ontology annotation, cellular component: endoplasmic reticulum; membrane. Lineage: Eukaryota; Metazoa; Arthropoda; Insecta; Diptera; Drosophilidae. The record is from RefSeq and is a predicted model, not a curated record. Gene Ontology annotation, molecular function: long-chain fatty acid-CoA ligase activity.
CCGCGUUUAUUCAUCGCGAUCGCCUUCAGCAUGAACGACCUCAAGCCGGCAUCGAAAUACACAAGUACCUCGCUUCACGAGGCUGUAAAACUGCGCCUCGAUGAGCCGGGAUUCUUAAGUAAGACAGUCCCGCCGCAGACCAUUCCGCAGUUCUUCAAGGAGGCAUGUGAGAGCCAUCCGGAGCUGCCCGCCUUGGUGUGGGAAACCCCAGGAUCAGGAGUUGAUGGAUGGACCUCAAUAACUUAUGCAGAAUACCAGGAGCGAGUGGAGCAGGCCGCUUUGAUGCUCCUGAGCGUUGGAGUCGAGGAGCGCAGUUCGGUGGGCAUUCUGGCCUUCAAUUGUGCCGAGUGGUUCUUCGCGGAAUUUGGAGCUUUAAGAGCUGGUGCUGUUGUGUCUGGAAUUUAUCCCAGCAACUCAGCGGAGGCAGUUUAUCACGUCCUUUCAACCGGAGAAUCCUCCAUUUGCAUUGUUGAUGAUGCUCAGCAGAUGGCCAAGCUGAGAGCCAUUAAGGAUCGUUUGCCAAGACUGAAGGCUGUGAUUCAGCUGCAUGGACCUUUUGAAGCCUUUGUUGAUCAGGAACCUGGCUUCUUCAGCUGGCAAAAGCUGCAGGAGCGAAGCUUCUCCGAGGAACUCAAAGAGGAACUGGUUGCCAGGGAGAGCAGGAUUCGUGCGAAUGAGUGUGCCAUGCUGAUUUUCACCUCUGGAACUGUUGGAAUGCCAAAGGCAGUGAUGCUGUCCCACGACAACAUCGUUUUCGAUACCAAAUCCGCGGCGGCAAUGAUGCAGGAUGUGCAGAUCGGCAAAGAGAGUUUUGUGAGUUAUCUGCCACUGAGUCACGUGGCUGCCCAGAUUUUCGACGUAUUUUUGGGUAUUUCCCAUGCCGGAUGUGUUACUUUUGCGGACAAGGAUGCACUGAAGGGCACUUUGAUUAAGACCUUCCGCAAAGCGAGGCCAACAAAGUUGUUUGGAGUUCCACGCGUUUUCGAGAAAAUUCAGGAGCGUCUGGUGGCCGCUGAGGCCAAGGCGAAACCCUAUUCCAGAUUGCUACUAGAACGGGCUAGAGCUAUUGUGGCCGAACACCAGAUAACGCUGAUGGCAGGAAAAACCCCCUCGAUUUACGGCAGCACAAAAUAUUGGCUGGCCUCCCGCGUCAUUAAGCCCAUUCGGGAGAUGAUUGGUUUGGAUAACUGCCGUGUUUUCUUGACAGGCGGAGCUCCAACUUCAGAUGAGAUGAAGCAGUUCUUUCUGGGACUGGAUAUUCCACUGGGAGAGUGCUACGGAAUGUCGGAAAGCGGUGGAGCCAUCACUCUUAACAUUCAAAUCACCAAUUUAUACAGUGCGGGUCAAGCGUGCGAAGGACUAACUCUGCAGAUCCAGGAUCCCGAUUGCAAUGGCCAGGGGGAAAUCCUGAUGCGAGGACGAAGCAUUUUCAUGGGAUAUUUGGGAUUGCCGGAGAAAACAGAGGAAUCGAUAAAGGAGGAUGGCUGGCUGCAUUCCGGUGACUUGGGUUACCUUGAUCCCAAGGGAAAUUUGGUGAUAUCCGGAAGACUCAAGGAACUAAUCAUCACCGCCGGUGGAGAGAAUAUUCCACCGGUGCAUAUUGAGGAAUUAAAAAAGGAACUUCCCUGUGUGAGCAAUGCAUUGCUCAUCGGUGAUCAUCGGAAGUACUUGACAGUUUUGCUAUCCCUUAAGACAAAGUUCGAUGGCAAGACGGGGAUUCCUUUGGAUGCCCUUCGAGAGGAGACAAUUGAGUGGCUCAGGGAGCUCGAUAUCCACGCCACCCGUCUUUCUGAACUCCUAAAUAUUCCCUCCGAUCUGCAGCUUCCCAAUGACGAAGCUGCUCAAGCUGCCGCCUUGGAAAUCACAGCUGAACCCAAACUUCUGGAAGCCAUCGAAGAAGGUAUCAAGCGAGCGAAUAAACAUGCCAUCUCGAAUGCCCAAAAGAUCCAAAAGUUCGCCCUCAUCCCUCAUGAAUUUUCACUGGCCACCGGUGAACUGGGUCCCACACUGAAAAUCCGUCGAAAUAUAGUCCACGCCAAAUAUACCAACGUUAUAGAACGUCUCUAUAAGUAAAAAUAACCUCUUCAAAGGGAUUCUUAGCCUAGGUUUAGAUUUUAUUGCUCAAAGUUUACAUUGUAAUCAUUAUUGACAAACAAUUCUCUUAUUUUUUAAGGCAUUCUGAAUCGAAUAUAUGUGUUUACUAAA